GGAAAGGCUUUUGGUAUCCAAUUCAUAAACAAAAACACAGUGAAAGAUUUACAAGAACUGAAAGUUAUGGUCUCACCCAAAUAUGUUAUCGACCCAAAGGAAGGUGGAGAGAAGAAGGCAGGCGAGAGAACAGAUCCAUUUAGGUGGAUGAUUGAUGGUUUCUCAACCAUUGCAAAUGGAGGUGCUGAUACGUAUUACUCGGGGAGUUUCACAGCCUGUGGUUUUAACUGGAAGUUGCGACUGGAAUCAGUUUUAGAAGAAGAAGGUGAGAAAUAUGUGGGUCUUUACCUCUCACAUGAUGAUGCAGCUUCAAAAAGCUCAGUGAUCAAAGCAAUCUACAAGCUCUUCAUAUAUGAUCAACUACACGCAGAGCACAUACAAAAGGAAGGCCAAGACUAUUUCCAUAGCACAUCCCAUGAUGGAUUUUGUUGUAAGGUUGCAUUGAACAAGUUCAACAGUCCCAAAUCUGGUCUACUUGUCAACGAUUGUUGCAUCUUUGGAGCUGACGUCUUGGAGGCUUUUGCAUGCAAAUUAGACAAAGAAGGUGUCAGUGAAACCUUGUCCCUAAACAAAGACGUAACUCCUCGAAUAUAUACUUGGGUAAUCAAGGAUGUUUCCAAAUCGAAAGUGUUCAACUCUGAAGCUUUUGCUGCAGGCGGCUACGACUGGAGUAUCUUGCUCUAUCCAAACUUAGCCGGAUACAAAGACUUCCUUGCUGUUUUCCUGUGGAUGGACAAUGCUGCUAAUCUUGCUCCCAAGACUAGUGUUUAUGUGAACUACAGCUUUUGCUUGUUGGAUCAACACAAUGCCAAGCACUGGAAGCGUUCAGGGAAAUAUUUGUUCUCAUCGGAGUCUUCCAAUUGGGCAUGGGGCGCGUUGUUUAGCUGGAGAAAAGUACAAGAUCCAUCUAGAGGAUUUCUUCUCAACGAGACAUUAAUCAUUGAAGCAUCCGUUGUGGUUCUGGGAGUAGUCACCCUUGCAUGAACAGGAACCAAAAGAGUUCAGUGCGACUUAUCCUAAGAUAUUUGUCUGUUCGUUCUUUGCAUGUGCAUCUAUCAAGCAUGUCCGAAAAAACAAACACCCACAAGUUGAUAACUGCAUGGGAACGCCACAUGAUUCAAAAUACAAAAGGUGUCAUAAUAUAUGUAUAUUAUCGUUAAUAUAAGUUGGCCUCGUUAUUUACCUUUCUUUAUAUA
Zingiber officinale is the source of this 1196-nucleotide messenger RNA. RefSeq lists its product as uncharacterized. Gene Ontology annotation, molecular function: protein binding. The coding region runs from base 67 to 984 and encodes 305 amino acids. The record is from RefSeq and is a predicted model, not a curated record. Lineage: Eukaryota; Viridiplantae; Streptophyta; Magnoliopsida; Zingiberales; Zingiberaceae. The transcript is spliced from 5 exons.